AUGACAAAAUGCUUCACGAAUACAUCAUUUUCUUCUCUCUCGCGUAAACACGUUGCGACCGCUCUCUGUAUCUCGUUCGCUGUCGUCUGCUUCUCACCUGCGCUUCCAUCCUCAUCUUUUUCGAGUCCGCCUCCUCAGCGCCGUGAUUUCGCUACCGCCAUCAUCUUCUUCGAGUCCGCCUUCAUCUUCUCGCAUCGCCAUGGCUUCACUCUCAGACUAGUCUCUGAUCCGCUAUCUGCAUCGACUAUACUUGUCUUCAACAUUCACAGCAUCAUCACUUCGUUCUCAUUACACAACGGCUCCGUCUCAGACUCAACGGCUCCACCAUGGAAGCAAAAUGCUGCUGCUCAACUAUCAAACUCAAAUCAUCAGUUCGCCAAUCAUCACCUUCUUCGAUUCAUCCUCUUCUCAACGAUGCUCCAAUGGCAUUUCAACAACGCCGGUAACGAGAAAACUCAGAGAUCAUGUUGCGUUGUAGUGGUGGCGGUGUUGACGAAGAUUGAAGAAGAAUCGAUGAAGCUUUUGCUGAGGAAUUCAGAGAGAACUCACUCAGCUCUGAAACUUACAUUCUAUACGUCGCCAUCAACACAGAGCUAG
This is a messenger RNA of Vicia faba (fava bean), 597 nucleotides long. The record is from the annotation of a GenBank genome assembly. Lineage: Eukaryota; Viridiplantae; Streptophyta; Magnoliopsida; Fabales; Fabaceae.